AUGACUCUCUUAACCGAGGACCAGCCUUGUAGGUUCUCCGGACCAGACAGCCCAGUCACAUCCCUGGAACACUAUCCAGUGGGCUCGGGGAUGAAAGAGGACUAUGUGGACAGCUUGGAACCGGCUGUGUUUGGAGUGGUGGAACCUCCGAAACGGUCCAGAGGAAGGCUUAUCAUGCAUGGCAUGGUUAUGUUUGGAAGGGAACUCUGCUACGCCGUCGAGGCGGCAUUUGUCACGCCAGUGUUGCUGAGCGUUGGACUCCCAAAGCGCUUGUAUAGCUUGGUGUGGCUGAUAAGCCCCAUUUUGGGCUUCGUCUUGCAGCCCGUCAUUGGCUCGGCAAGCGACUACUGUAGGUCUCCGUGGGGCCGAAGGAGGCCGUAUAUACUGUUACUGGGAAUUAUAAUGUUGGUGGGGUUAACUUUGUUUCUAAAUGGAGAUGCUGUGACAUCAGCGGCGGUACAGGACAGAGAUGUUAAAAUGACAUGGGCAAUCGUCGUAGUCAUGUUCGGAGUGGUGAUGUUUGAUUUUGCGGCAGAUUUCAUUGAUGGACCCAUCAAAGCCUAUUUGUUUGAUGUUUGUUCUCACCGGGACAAAGAAAGAGGUCUGCAUUAUCACGCCAUACUCACAGGUCUAGGUGGAGCUUGUGGAUACCUGAUCGGAGCCAUGGACUGGGGUCACUCUGCUCUAGGUCUCCUGCUAGGCUCAGAGUACCAAGUCAUCUACUUUUUCUCAUCGUUGACCUGGGGCUUAUUUCUCACAAUCCACCUUUUCAGCAUCCCAGAGACACCGCUGAAAAAAGACCACAGUUCAGACUCGCCCAGCUCUCUGCUCCUGGAAGUCCCGCACAACGGGGGAUACGGCUCACUAUCCAAAGAGCUUCCGUCACUUCCUGAGAUGCGUCAGCGCUCCUUCUCUGCUCUCAGUGAAGCGAAUGCAGUUACACCCAGUGCCAAGCAGCCAAAUGGCGAGGUUCAGAAAAGGAUGACCCUUAAAUCGUUGCUGUCAGCCAUGAUUAGCAUGCCCAGCCAUUAUCGCUGUCUGUGCAUGAGUCAUCUUCUGGGCUGGACGGCCUUUCUGUGCAACAUGCUCUUCUUUACUGACUUCAUGGGGCAGAUCGUUUAUAAGGGGAACCCGUACGCCGAGCAUAAUUCCACCUCCUAUGCUACUUACGAGAGAGGAGUUGAGGUGGGCUGCUGGGGCUUGUGCAUCAACGCCGUCUCCUCUGCUCUCUAUUCAUAUGUGCAGAGGUUGCUCCUUCCAUACAUCGGACUAAAGGGACUAUACUUCCUAGGCUACUUUGUGUUCGGUAUGGGAACCGGUCUGAUCGGACUGUUUCCGAACGUCAUCGCCACCCUGACACUGUGUUGUGUGUUUGGAGUGAUGUCAAGCACUCUCUACACCAUCCCAUACAACCUCAUCUCUGAAUACCACAAGGUGGAAGAGGAGCAGAGAAAAUUGGGAGGUGAUGACACAGCGUUUGAGAGCCGUGGCACUGGCAUGGACUGCGCGGCUCUUACCUGUAUGGUACAGCUGGCCCAGGUCAUAGUGGGUGCUGGACUCGGAGCCCUGGUCAACCUGGCAGGCAGUGUGACUGUGGUGGUGCUUUCUGCUUCGACAGUGUCCCUAAUUGGCUGUCUUUUUAUUGCUGUUUUCAUGUAA
This is a messenger RNA of Triplophysa dalaica, 1659 nucleotides long. RefSeq names its product solute carrier family 45 member 2 (gene slc45a2). The record is from RefSeq and is a predicted model, not a curated record. The transcript is spliced from 7 exons. Gene Ontology annotation, molecular function: sucrose:proton symporter activity. Gene Ontology annotation, cellular component: membrane. Bases 1 to 1659 code for a protein of 552 amino acids. Lineage: Eukaryota; Metazoa; Chordata; Actinopteri; Cypriniformes; Nemacheilidae.